This is a messenger RNA of Lolium rigidum, 2160 nucleotides long. Its product is annotated as E3 ubiquitin-protein ligase RGLG3-like. Lineage: Eukaryota; Viridiplantae; Streptophyta; Magnoliopsida; Poales; Poaceae. Bases 285 to 1664 code for a protein of 459 amino acids. The transcript is spliced from 12 exons. The record is from RefSeq and is a predicted model, not a curated record.
CAGUCAGAGCUGAGAGCAGCUGAAGCGCAAGAAGAAAUCUUUGCCUCGUCUGUCACUACCGCAUUGCCUACCGCGCCAGCAAUUGACUUGACUUGCGCCACCGUCUCUCUCAAAUUGCCAAUUCCUCUCGUCGUGCCGUGCAUUUGCACACAUCUCCUAGCCGAGCCUCUGCUCCUCGCCCCUGCCGUCGUCUUCUUCCUCUGGCCCUCGUCGUGGAGCGGAUGCCUGCGCUCAGCGUUCUUGGAUAAGCACAGUAGGAAAGUUCACCCGAGUGUUGUUGACAAAUGGGGCAAAAGGACUCCAAGCCUUCGUAUAACUCUGGUUAUGAUUAUGGGAAUUCAUCGGCGGGGUAUAACUCGAGAUAUUCUGCAAAUACACCCUCAGGUUACAGCCCGAGGUAUGCUCCUUCUGCGGGUAACAAUGUGCAGCAGCCAGAAGCACAUGCCAGGCUGCAGAGGAUGUAUUCCAGGAUCGGCGACGACUACCGUUCCGUGGGUCAAGUGACUGAAGCUUUGGCACAAGCAGGACUUGAAUCUUCAAACCUUAUUGUAGGAAUUGAUUUUACAAAAAGUAAUGAAUGGACAGGUAAAAUUUCCUAUAAUCGCCGCUGCCUGCAUGAUAUUGGAAACACUCCAAACCCGUAUGAGCAAGCCAUAUCUAUUAUUGGAAGGACACUUUCGGCUUUUGAUGAAGACAAUUUGAUUCCUUGCUUUGGAUUUGGUGAUGCAUCAACUCAUGACCAGGAGGUAUUCAGCUUUUAUCCAGAGAACCAGCCAUGUAAUGGAUUUGAAGAGGCGUUAGAAAGAUACAGAGAAAUCGUUCCAACUCUCCGAUUAGCUGGACCAACAUCUUUCGCUCCAAUAAUUGAGACUGCGAUUGGGAUUGCGGACAGCACUGGUGGUCAAUAUCAUGUUCUUCUGAUAAUUGCUGAUGGACAGGUUACUCGAAGUGUGGAUACACAGUCUGGGCAGUUAAGUCCACAGGAGCGGGAUACAAUUGAUGCUAUAGUGAAAGCUAGCCACUUUCCGUUGUCUAUUGUUCUUGUUGGAGUCGGUGAUGGACCAUGGGAUAUGAUGCAUAAGUUUGACGACAACAUACCUGCUCGCUCAUUUGACAAUUUCCAGUUUGUGAAUUUCACGGACAUUAUGUCAAAGAGCAUAGCAGCUGAUAGGAAGGAGGCUGAAUUUGCAUUGUCAGCAUUGAUGGAAAUCCCUACACAGUAUAAAGCAACACUUGAUCUCCAACUACUAGGUCGUCGCCAAGGAAUACCUCCAAGAAUUCCUCUGCCCCCACCAACAAGGAAUCCUUAUUCAAGGUCUACCAGCUUUGACCAACAUUCCGGUGUUUAUUCACGGUCUAGUAGCUUUGGUCAACAAACAAGUGGCUUUCAGCAGUCAGAAAGUUUUAAACAGCGACAGCCUGCAGCUUCAAGGAGACCUGACAGUUAUUCAUCAGAAAGUUCACAGCCUGCGGCCACAAGGACACCUGACACUUAUGCAUCAGAAAGUUCUCUAGACAGCAGACUUGCAUGUGCCAUAUGUAUGGAUAAAUCGAAGGAUCUUGCAUUUGGAUGCGGACAUCAGACUUGCAAUGACUGCGGAAACAAUUUGGUCCGCUGCCCUAUGUGCCAGCAGCCCAUUACCACAAGGAUCAGGCUGUACUGAUUAAAAAACGGAUCUCAAACAUUUGAAGCCUAUGUCAUUGCCAUUACUGGAAGAAGCGCAGUGCAAAAUGUUCCGAAUCAGCAUAAAAUUUACUUUUCUCCAUGCCGUACUGGUGAUUAGCUUUCUUACUGCAGCGCGAUGUCUUCCGUUAGACAGUGCUUUAGGGCCUCACGGGAUAUGGGAGUGGAACAGUUUGGCUAAAGCUCCUGUAUUCCCCAGCAGGCUCUUACUGUCCUUGUACAGUAAGGCAUUCGUCGUAGCUGCAGUAGUUGAGCAGUGAAAAUGUGCCCUGAAAAUAAUGUACAGAUCUUUUGUUGUUUUUCAUUUUUCUUUGAUUUCAAUUGGUAAAUAAGAUGAAUACUCCGUAGAAGAUUUCAGGGAUAUGUAUGAUUCAAAGUACACAUUUGAUUUGUACAUUAAUCAAAACAAUUAUCAUUGUUGACUUCAUUUUGUACACUCAUUUUCAAACAACUUUCAAUAAAAAGGUCCUGAACCA